ACACACACACACACACACACACACACAGGGUUUCACAGACAAACGCGCGCACACGGACUAUAUUUGGGGCUGAGCGCAGUGAGAAACAUUAGUUGACGGAGCUGCUGGAUGUUUCUGACAAACAGCGGUAACAUCUGACUCAGAAAUCGAGACUCAUCAGACCAGGCAACAUUUUUCCAGUCUUCAACUGUCCAAUUUUGGUAUUGAUCGGGCCGGAGAGCCCUGAAGAGCCAACAGAUGCAGACAUGAUCCCAUUUUCUCCCUGAGGAACUGACCAAUCAGCAGUCAGGAUGAUGCCCAAGCAGCAGCUGGCCCAGACGUCUCCAGGGAGUGUGUUGUCUCUGAGAGGGCCCAGCGUCCCAGGAUCCCCUGCGGCCGCCAUCGUGGCCAGAGUGGAGGACGGGGUUAUUUGCUACAAGGACUUGGCGGCGUUACCUAGAGACAAAGCCAUCCUGGAUAUCGAGAGGCCAGACCUGAUGAUCUACCAGCCGCACUACAGCUACAGUCCACUGGAGAGGUCUUUGUCUCCUCGCUCCAUCUCUCCUCCUACCUCCCCGGAGAAGGAGUCCAGGGACUGGCUGGAGAACCGGUCUCCUGGAGGUUCCUCCCCUGGUUCCACCAUCCAGACCAGCAGAACACACAGCACACACACGCCGCCCACACCGAACACACCAAACACGCCGCACACACAUUCCACUGGAACCAAGAUCGCCAUGCAGCACUUCCACAGGCCCGAAAAUGGCACCAACAUCUACAAGAAGCCUCCCAUCUACAAACAAGAUGUGUCGUCCUCUCAGGUCCCUCAGGGGAAGCACAUCGAGGAUCUGAUCAUCGAGUCCUCAAAGUUUCCUGCAGCUCAGCCUCCAGACCCCAACCUGCCCUCCAAGAUAGAGACCGAGUACUGGCCCUGCCCCCCCUCCUUGGCCGUGAUUGAGAAGGAGUGGAGGAAGAAGGAGCAGAGAGAUGAAGACGAGGAGGAGGAUGGCGAGCUGGAUGAUGAGCUGUGGGGACUCAGAGCGCUUCAGAAACAGGAACUGAACAAGAUUCAGUCUAAUCUGGGGAAAAUCAUCCUGAAGGAGGAGCUGGAGAAAUCUUCAGCUCCUCUGAGGAGGAAAACUCGCUCGCUACCGGACCGCAGCCAUCACACAGGGUCCAACACCUCCAAGUCUGUGUAUUUCCCAGCAUCCUCUAAGACCGGUCUGUCCAGGGUGAGUACUUCUGAACAGAAACGUCCAAUCACAGCAGAGUUCCAUGAUGACGGCGAUGAACGUGUUUCUGUGUGUUUUCAGCUGCAGUCGGCAGAGUUCAGCUCGUCUGACAAAACUCCUGCAGAGCUUCAGAACGGAGACUCCAGGAUGGACCGAGGAAACUCCCUCCCCAGCAUGCUGGAGCAUAAAAUCUACUCCUAUGAGAUGCUGGUGGUGACUCACAGAGGGCGGAGCAAGCUGCCCCCAGGCGUGGACAGAACCAGGCUGGAGAGACACCUCUCUCAGGAGGAGUUCUUCAGUGUUUUCGGGAUGUCCAUCGAGGAGUUCGACCACCUCUCCGUCUGGAAGAGAAACGAACUGAAGAAGAAAGUCUGUCUCUUCUGACGUCGCUGGGGCCGCAGCUCCCACAAUCCGCUACUCUUCCUGGAUCACUGCAGGAUCCCGAAACCGCACGGAAAAAAGAUCAUUAUCAGCACCGCCGCCGCCGCCAUCAUCACAACAGCUCACUGUUAGUCAGAUGCUCAGUGAGACGCCUCAGGCUUCGGGUUUGAUGUGAUUCACAUUGAAGGUUUGAACGCAGUGACUUUUAGAUUUCUGCAGGACUACUGUUUGAUAAGCUUCAGUUUUUAGAUGUCUGUAGAAAUGUUUAAAUAACAAAACUGCUCAGCGAGCGCAAAGAAUCAACCUGCAUGUCAAGAUGUGGAAGCACAGAGGCAGGUGUGGAUAGAUCACAAGAAGAAGAAUCUUCUUUAAUGGUGUCUUUUAUCCCAGUUUUGGAAGUUUUUGCCGCUAGUAUGAAAACUGAGAGCAGAGCAACUACAGUGGGUUUAAACUGGAAGUGAAGAGGCCCGGUCACACCAGCAUUUUUAACAGUUCACACUAAAUUAAUUUAAGAGAAUUCACAGUAAAUCCACGUGGAUCUUUUUGCUUAGAGUUCAGGUUUUGGUGACCUUUUACAAGCUGAAGUCUCAACAGUCUGGAGCUCAACACACUGCAAUGUAAGAACAAAUUUAGCAUUUAGAAAAAAAGGCAAAAAAAGAAUACAUUUACAGCAAAUGCUGAAGUUGGUUUCUUCAUUUGCUUGUGUUUCCUUAAGUUGCAGUUGUGUUUUGAGUUUUUUCAGCCACCGCAGAACCGGAGGUCCAAAAACAUGUGCAGUAAUCCACGACGAGAGACAACUAAUGUUUUGACCCUGUUUGAAUUGUUCCCUGAGCUACACACACAUGAUGUUUGUCAGUUUAAAAAUAAUUUAAGUCAAGAAGCUCACAGUUUGUUGUAAAACUCUAAAGUAACGUUUAGUUUUGUGUGAAACCAUUUAAAAAACGACAUCUCUCGUCACACAUAAUAUACGUCACCAACAUGUUAGCGCUGUAAUGCUAAGCUAACGUUGAUUGCUUGGUUGCUAAUAGCUAGGUAAGUUAGCUAUGUUCCAUGCACAGACGUAUCUCACCUGAUGUGUUUAAUCCAACAACUCUUGGUAUUUUAUCACAUCAUCUACACAUGGAAGCUUUUUGACGUUAGCUUCAGUAAUGUUAGCUUCAGUCACGGUAGCUUCAGUAAUGUUAGCUUCAGUAACAUUAGCUUCAGUACCGUCAGCGUUGGUGACUUUAGCUUCAGUAACGUUAUAUUAAAUUAUCUGUUAAACUGACAAACAUCGUGUGUGUAAUUCAAACAGGAUCUAAACAUUAGUUGUCUCUCUCCAUUGACUAACGUACAUAUUGUUUCCAAAAUAAGGUCCCAUGGUGGUCCACGGGAAGCUGAGGCUCUCCAUAAUUCUCCUCUGCUGGAGUAUAAAGAUGCAUUAUGAUUUGUAUUCCGAUGUCACAUCAUUUUCUCUAGUUAGCUUCUGAGCUGGCUAGCUGACUUGCUACUAGCUAGCAAACUGAUAGCUAGCCAACUAGCUUUGCGAGCUGUUUUGGCUGGCAUAAUGUUAGCCAGGAGUGGAUGAUUCAUCCUUCAUCGUGUAAUUUUAAAAUCACAAUAUCAAUAUAACUAUAUAGGCCUUUAUCAUGAUAUUGUAGGUUUUCAGACAAAUCAAGGAAUUAUCACUGGAUAAAAUAAUCUGACAGAAAUGUCUUUUGUGUUUUUGGCAACGGCUUAUAAAGUUAUGUUAAAAUCAAGUAUUGCCACAAAUCAGGUUUUUAUUAGUUUACAACCUAAGGUGGCCUAACAUACCCAGAGAUAUUAAAGGGUAGAGAUACCUUGUUUUUGACGCUAUAUGGCAAUUAUAUCCUCAAAUCGCCUAAUCUUCUGGUGUGACUCGGCACAAUGUCGGGACACUUCCUGGUCGGCUCUGUCAGCUUUGUCGUUUGUCUAAGAACUUUUUAAACUGUGAAAUAAGAGCAGCCAGAGAAAGACGUGUCCUGUUGACGGCUGCAGGUAAAGAGUCCUCUGGGUUUGUUACUCUCGCAGCAGUAAAAUGAAAGUUAAUCUUCAUAAUGUUAAAGCUCAGUUGUUUGGUUGCAGUGGUGGAAUUCUCUUCUACUGUUGACCUCACUGAAGGUUUUAUGUUAAUCCCAGUCACAUAGCAUUAAAUGUUUUCUAUAUAUACGAGAUUAUACAUUAAAGGUCACACCUUCUGUAGGUUAGACUGAUGAAGCCUUCCGAAGCUACAGACAGAUUUAUUUCCAUCAGACGUCAGAUUAAAUCAAGAUUAAAUAUUUUUAUUAUGGAUCUUCCAGCUGCAGUCGGGCUUUAAAACAACAUUCCUGCUGACAAUGAGUCAAGCUUCAGUACAGAUGCUGACUGCAGGAAUAUACCUGUUAGCGAUCUUUCAAAAGGAUUGUUCCUGUUGGCUUAGCCAGCUACGAUGUCAAAAUGACAGCAUUUCUUUCCCAGCACCUGAAAGUAAAACAAGGAGACAGUUUGAUCACAGUGUGAUGUUUAACAUCCCGCAGCAAGAAGCUAAUACACCGGCUUCGUCACUGAAGAUUAUCAUUUAAUAUUUUAUAAAAGUGUUAUAAACAAGCUGCUACUCAGUUCAUUUAUUUCUUGUAUUAUUGUCGUCCUCAAAGUCCCAACCUGUAACGGAAACCUAGUUAUGUUUUUCUACUGCUUUAUUUAACUUUGCAACUUCAGGAUGUAAAUUCAAAUAGCUUUUUAAAUUCUGUUUCUUUGAAAUGAAAACCUUUUUUUUUUCUUUGCCUGCGUGUGACAUCUAAACAUUUAAUUUACUAUUCAUUAAGAAAUAUCUGAGCCCAGUUUGAAUCAACUGAUUGUGAUAAAAUGUCAGCAUUGAUUCUUUUUAGUGAUGCAACCUAAGCUAAUUUAUGCAACUAACCCACUUAUUCUAACCCAAACCUGAUCUUUUCCUAAACUUAACCAAAUUUUUUAAAAGUCUAACCGGAUGUUGCAUAUUUAUUACUGUUAACUUGAAUGUUGAGACCUAUAGCAGCCCAUUCCCAUGGUGUCAAAUAUCAAUGCCUUGUCACGUCUUUCAGCAUCUGGUACCAAUGAACAUGGCAGCGUCAUUGAUGCUAAAAGUAGGCCUAGUAUAAGUAACAUAAAAGUCAGAGUAAAGAGAUGGUUGAGGAGGAUUGGUGGAUCAGAAACCAGACGUUAAUCCCGGAGACCAGUGUUUGUUUUCUGUGUGAGACAAAAAGUCAAGUAGUAUUGUUGCUUGAACCUAACCAAAUUGUUUCACAACUUCACUGGAGCCAUACGCGUACAAAAACGACUCUAAAGGGUACCCAGGGCGUACGAAAGCAAUACAAUCACCUUCAGUUGCUUCGACAUCAGACGUCAAAGUCAAAAACUCAACCCCCGCUGGCUGUGAUGAAACUGUCUCCUCCUUGGUUUUUCUUUGUAACACAGCAAAAGCCACUGCCCUAUUUUAUCUAAGUACACCGUGCACACAGAUACACAAAAACUAUUUUGCAGUGAACAAGAACAAUGAAAACCUUAAAACCAGAGCUCAAGAGCAGCAACUCGACUGAACUCUGUGCAGCUCUGGUUUGUCCAAUAAGCAGGUUGUAGACAUUUUAGCGUCGGCUAGAGUUGCUUCGUGACCAAAUGAUGUGCAGCUAUUUUUUAAACCUACAUAGAAGAAGUGGCAUGUUUGUUAUUUCAAACGAAAAUGUAAACUCAUUUAAAACAAAAAGGUGAAUUAUAUCAAUACAUGAAUGUUGAGAAAAGAGAAUGACACAUUUUCACCAUCAAAGACGACGACGACGGAGGAUGAAAAAGAGACUUUUUGUGGGGGAGGAUGGAAAAUAGCUGGAGAUCUUUACACUGACAUUUUUCACCUCCACACCUCGAAGUGAACUGAACUGAUGAACAUCAUCAUUAACACACAGACGGUACAUCUGUAACACCGUGAGCACACAUAGUUAUGUAUCUAGAAACUAUUAAUAUCCAUCAGCAUCAUAUCUGAUCUCCACAAACAUAUGGAUAACUUUAAUCUAUGAAGUUUCACCUUCUUUAACACCUUUAACUAAUAAAAAGGAAACACAGAAGUUGAUUUAAAACUGAACCUUGAUCUGAAUGGACAGUUUAAAGGUGCAAUAUGUACGAUUCUAUAUUAUAAUAAAUCUAAUCAAUACAGCUAGCUUGGUAUAAUGACCGUAAACAAUUGAGACGAUUGUCGACCUCUAUCACAUUCACAGACUACAUUUCCUUUCAGAUUCUUUGCACUUGUCAAUCAGCUUGUAGCCCCGCCCUAAAGCCUCCCCUGCUUCCUGGUCUCUGUUCCUCUAAAUGGGACCAUAAUUUACUAAAUGAACAUCAUGCUGUGUUGAAGAAGACUUGAAACUAGCGACUGAGACCAGAAACUCAUCAGGAAAGUGUUUACUGAGGGAAUAAAUCAGCUGACAAGUAGAAACAUUUUGUCAUAGACGUCUAUACAAUCCAGAGGAGUCGCCCCCUGCUGGCCAUUAGAGAGGAUGCAGGUUUAAAUUACUUCCGGAUUGGCUUGACUCGUGAGAGCUGGAGGUUGCUUGGUUUUCUGCCUUUGCUGUUACAACAGUUAAAGCUUGCAAAACUGGCCAACCAUUUAAAUAAUAAUGGUAAAUGGUAAAAUCCAGUGCGCCCCCAAUGCGUAAAGUUAUUUUCCAGCAUAAACCGAGAGCUAUUUCAGUUCACUGUCUUGGUCCUGAACACCAAACUGUCAAACACAUCCAGAACUUCAGAGGUUUGUUUACAGUCAUUAUGCCACUGUUGUUGUUGUUGUUGUUGUUGUUGUUGUUGUAGUAAUAUGUUUUAUGGAAGGUAAAAUGAGACUCGCAGCACCUUUAAAUCAGAUUUCAGCAGGUUUACACACAACUUUGUGGAGUCUGUCAGAAUGAAUUCACUCUCACUGCAAACGCCAAAAACACCGCCGCUACAUCCCGCAUCACACACACCACCAUGUCGGCCUCGCCACCGCACGCUUCCUGUAUCUGUGAUAAAAUUUUUUAAAAAACUGGAUGAAGAUGUGCGAUUUGUCAGUUGGAGUGAGCGAGCAUCGGUCACUUUACGUUGAGAUGAUUUCGUUUUUUUCCUUUCUUUAAUUUGAUAUUUUUUCAAGGAAUGACUGACGCUGUUUGAUGAGAGGAUUUUUGCUUUGUUCUGAUUGGUUGUGUGUAGUAAGAAACAGGAAGUUGGUUGCUGUGACUAACACCAUGAUGACACAAAGAUUGUUCCAUAUUUUGUUCUUUUGUUUUUGUACAUUUUAAAAGUGUGUUUUCUUUUUUUAAAAUCUAAUUAUUUUAACACACAGGGCGACGUCGUGAGGGCGUAUCACUGUCAGCGUCUGAUAUUUUAACUGCUGAAUGCAUGAUGUCAUGAUGAUGAUGUCGUAUUUUUAUUAACCUUAUAUACAGUAUAUUGAAAUGUGCAGUUACAGGUUCCUGAGACAACACAACACGACUGAGGUCAAAGGUCAGACUCGUUGACGGUGACUCACCUGUCCGGCACCGCCCUGCUGCUGUACAUACUGAACUACUGAAUGACAGUAUAAUUAUUGUUGUUGUUGUUGUUGUUUUCACAUCUGGAUGCAGGUGAUGUAACAGAUGAAUGGUGACGUGAAUGAUUAACCAUGAGUUACAAUAAAGAGCAUUUCUAUUUGCUUUGAG
This is a messenger RNA of Micropterus salmoides (largemouth bass), 7258 nucleotides long. RefSeq names its product dematin-like. The transcript has 17 exons. Gene Ontology annotation, cellular component: plasma membrane; actin cytoskeleton. Gene Ontology annotation, molecular function: actin filament binding. Gene Ontology annotation, biological process: actin filament bundle assembly; lamellipodium assembly; cytoskeleton organization. The coding region runs from base 291 to 1592 and encodes 433 amino acids. NCBI's taxonomy places the organism in Eukaryota, Metazoa, Chordata, Actinopteri, Centrarchiformes, Centrarchidae. The record is from RefSeq and is a predicted model, not a curated record.